AUGGAGACCGAAGUAAUUGACAGUUUGGAUAAGGGCGACGGUGCCCUCCGCACCAUCAAGGAUUUGGCCGCGGGCGCAGCGGGUGGAAUGGCCCAGGUUCUCCUCGGUCAACCCUUUGAUAUCGUCAAGGUGCGCCUGCAAACUACCACUCAGUACAAGAGUGCGCUAGAGUGUGCAACCCAGAUUUUUAAGAACGAAGGUCCCGCGGCCUUCUAUAAGGGCACACUAACCCCGCUUAUCGGUAUCGGUGCUUGCGUGUCUGUCCAAUUCGGUGCCUACCAUGAAGCGCGUCGCCGCUUGGAAGAGCUGAACAAGAAGAAAUAUGCCGACUCAACCCUUUCCUACACCCAGUACUACUUGGCUGGUUCAUUCGCCGGUAUCACCAACUCGGUGCUGUCAGGCCCAAUUGAGCAUGUGCGUAUCCGCCUGCAGGCACAGCCGCACGGCGCAGGUCGUCUUUACUCAGGCCCCAUCGACUGCGUGAGCAAGCUGGCCGCACAGGGCGGUGUCCUCCGCGGUAUUUACCGCGGUCAGGCAGUUACUCUCAUCCGUGAGGCUCAGGCUUACGGUGCCUGGUUCAUGGCCUUUGAAUUCAUGAUGAACCAGGAUGCCAAGCGUAACAAUGUCAAGCGCGAGGAUCUCUCUAAGGCAAAGAUUGCCAUUUAUGGUGGUCUAGCUGGCGAGGUCCUUUGGCUCUCCAGCUACCCAUUCGAUGUUAUCAAGAGUAAGAUGCAGACCGAUGGAUUCGGCGCGCAGCAAAAGUUCAGCACCAUGCGCGACUGCUUCAAGAAGACCUAUGCCAUUGAGGGUCUCGGUGGUUUCUGGAAGGGCAUUGGCCCUACUCUGCUGAGAGCUAUGCCUGUUUCUGCGGGAACAUUCCUGACUGUCGAGCUGGCCAUGCAGGCUCUCGGUUAA
Molecule: messenger RNA, 915 nt
Organism: Penicillium crustosum
Lineage: Eukaryota; Fungi; Ascomycota; Eurotiomycetes; Eurotiales; Aspergillaceae
Exons: 5
Coding region: 1-915 (304 amino acids)
Biological process (GO): mitochondrial L-ornithine transmembrane transport
Molecular function (GO): L-ornithine transmembrane transporter activity
Source: RefSeq, a predicted model, not a curated record